CUGUUGCUCCGGACGCUGCCAGGGAUGGCUGGGCUGGCUCCGGUUCUCCUGGUGCUGCUGCCCGCACUCUUCGCCGGCCUCCUCCGAUUUCCCGGCGCCGCUGCCAGCGUCCCGCCUGCCUGCGACCGAUACGGUGUCCCUGGAUGUCCAAGGGACUACAAUCCAGUGUGUGGCACCGACGGAGAGACCUACUCCAAUGAGUGUGUGCUCUGCCUCUCGAACAGAGAAAAUAAAAAGGAUGUUCAAAUUUUCAAGAGGGGAAGAUGUUGAUAUGACAGAUCGCCACUUUUCAAG
Messenger RNA from Calypte anna (Anna's hummingbird), 294 nucleotides. It is a transcript of the gene SPINK2, whose product is annotated as serine peptidase inhibitor, Kazal type 2. Gene Ontology annotation, molecular function: serine-type endopeptidase inhibitor activity; protein binding. The record is from RefSeq and is a predicted model, not a curated record. Lineage: Eukaryota; Metazoa; Chordata; Aves; Apodiformes; Trochilidae. The transcript has 4 exons. Bases 25 to 270 code for a protein of 81 amino acids. Gene Ontology annotation, biological process: negative regulation of serine-type endopeptidase activity; spermatid development.